Messenger RNA from Haplochromis burtoni (Burton's mouthbrooder), 11295 nucleotides. It is a transcript of the gene myo7aa, whose product is annotated as myosin VIIAa. Bases 521 to 7186 code for a protein of 2221 amino acids. Gene Ontology annotation, molecular function: cytoskeletal motor activity; protein binding; ATP binding. Gene Ontology annotation, cellular component: cytoskeleton; myosin complex. The record is from RefSeq and is a predicted model, not a curated record. The transcript is spliced from 50 exons. NCBI's taxonomy places the organism in Eukaryota, Metazoa, Chordata, Actinopteri, Cichliformes, Cichlidae.
UUAAUGCGCUGCUGAACUUGUCUUCUUUUCUGAUCAGCUAAUGAGCCCUGACAGCGUUCCCCUGCUGCAGAGGCACAAAUGGGGCGAGCCAACAGAACAAGCAAAUACAUUGAAUAAUACGCCACCCAUCUCUUCUGUGAAUGUUUGUCUCGUCAGACACACUCUGACUUUUAUCCAGUCUGCAAAGGUGUAACCAAACUAAACAGGAGAGUUGGCAUGAUUUACUCAGUCAGUGGAAUACAUUUUUUAGGUUCUUAUGUGAGGAGGAAAAACAGACAGUUGGGGGAAAUAAUUCAGGAGCAGGACAUUUUUACUUCGACCGUGGAAUAAAGCAACUGUUGAAUCUGGAAGACGACAUGGAAAAAGGAAUUUUUAUGUACAUAUUUUUUUUAUUACUCUACUUUGGAAAAGUCCCGAUGAGCAGUCGUUUGUCAAAUCUGGCUUGAAAAAGUUUUGUCUUUUUUUUAAACAUGAAGGAUUUUCUGUAGAUGAGCAGUAUGCAGGUGUUAAUGUGGUAACCAUGGCAAUGAAAAUAAACAGGAAGGGAUCUGAUUGGGCGCUGGAGGGCUGGGAUCCAAACAUACGCCGCCUCAGCUACAAAUGCACCACCCUCAUCAAGGGCGACUAUGUCUGGUUGGACCUGAAGACUGGUCGGGAGUUUGAGGUGCCGAUCGGCGCAGUGGUCAAACUCUGUGACUCCGGACAGAUCCAAGUGGUGGACGAUGAAGGAAAUGAGCACUGGAUCUCCCCCCAAAAUGCCACCAACAUCAAGCCAAUGCAUCCCACCUCCAUCCACGGGGUGGAAGACAUGAUUCGCUUGGGAGACCUCAAUGAAGCUGGUAUCCUCCGUAACCUGCUCAUCAGAUACAGAGAAAAACUCAUAUAUACGUACACAGGCUCCAUCCUUGUGGCUGUCAAUCCUUACCAGCUGCUGCCCAUCUACACGGCUGACCAGAUCCGCCUCUACACCAACAAGAAGAUCGGUGAAAUGCCACCUCAUAUAUUUGCCAUUGCUGACAACUGUUACUUCAACAUGCAGAGGAACAACCGCGACCAGUGCUGUAUCAUCAGUGGUGAAUCUGGAGCAGGAAAAACAGAAAGCACCAAACUGAUCCUUCAGUUUCUGGCGGCCAUCAGUGGUCAACACUCCUGGAUAGAGCAGCAGGUCCUGGAGGCAAACCCUAUACUAGAAGCCUUUGGAAACGCCAAAACGAUCCGCAAUGACAACUCAUCUCGUUUUGGGAAAUACAUUGACAUCCAUUUCAACAAGCGAGGAGCCAUAGAAGGAGCCAAGAUAGAGCAGUACCUGCUGGAGAAAUCCCGAGUCUGUCGACAGGCCUACGAUGAGAGAAACUACCACAUCUUCUACUGUAUGCUGAAGGGAAUGACUGUCGAUGAGAAGAAGAAACUGGGGCUGAGCAAAGCCACGGACUACACCUACCUGACCAUCGGUAACUGUACCGUUUGUGAUGGCCGAAACGAUAUGAAGGAGUACUCCAACAUCCGCUCUGCAAUGAAGGUGCUGAUGUUCACUGACAAGGAGAACUGGGAGAUUUCUAAGCUGCUGGCUGCUAUACUGCACAUGGGAAACCUGAGAUACGAAGCGCGCACCUAUGACAACCUUGAUGCCUGUGAGGUGGUGCGGAGCCCUCAUCUCACUACUUCUGCCACACUAUUAGAGGUGGACGUUAAGGAUCUGAUGAACUGUCUGACCAGCCGAACACUCAUCACCAGAGGAGAGACGGUCUCCACCCCUCUCAGCAUGGAACAAGCUCUGGAUGUACGGGACGCUUUUGUUAAGGGUAUUUACGGUCGCUUGUUUGUGUGGAUCGUGGAAAAGAUCAAUGCAGCCAUUUUUAAGCCUCCGUCAUCUCAGCCCAAAGCGCUCAGACGCUCCAUCGGACUCCUGGACAUCUUUGGCUUUGAAAACUUCACAGUAAACAGCUUCGAGCAGCUGUGCAUAAACUUUGCCAACGAGAACCUGCAGCAGUUCUUCGUGCGUCAUGUGUUCAAGCUGGAGCAGGAGGAGUACAACCUGGAGAACAUCAACUGGCAGCACAUUGAGUUCACAGACAACCAGGACGCUCUGGACAUGAUCGCCAUCAAACCCAUGAACAUCAUCUCACUCAUCGACGAGGAGAGCAAAUUUCCGAAGGGCACAGACACCACCAUGCUCAACAAGCUGAACUUUCAGCAUAAACUCAACACAAACUACAUCCCUCCAAAGAACAACUAUGAGACUCAGUUUGGCAUCCAACACUUUGCUGGAGUGGUUUACUAUGAAACAAGAGGUUUCCUGGAGAAGAACAGGGACACUUUGUAUGGCGACAUCAUUCAGCUGGUUCACUCCUCCAAAAACAAGUUCAUCAAACAAAUCUUCCAGGCUGACGUAGCUAUGUUUCUGUGUGGUUACGCUCCUGUUAGUUCAGCCACAGCUCCCUCCAAGGGAGCAGAAACCAGGAAGCGUUCGCCCACCCUGAGCAGCCAGUUUAAAAGAUCUCUGGAGCUGCUGAUGAGAACUCUGAGCGUCUGUCAGCCGUUCUUCGUCCGCUGCAUCAAACCCAAUGAAUACAAGAAGCCGAUGCUGUUUGACAGGGAGCUGUGUGUGCGUCAGCUGAGGUACUCGGGUAUGAUGGAGACCAUCCGAAUCCGCCGUGCUGGUUAUCCCAUCCGCUACACCUUCGUGGAGUUCGUCGACCGCUACCGGGUGCUCAUGCCUGGAGUCAAACCGGCGUACAAACAGGAGGACCUGAGAGGAACCUGUGAGAGGAUCGCUGAGGCCGUGCUCGGCAGAGACGACGACUGGCAGAUGGGAAAAACCAAGAUCUUCCUCAAGGAUCAUCACGACAUGCUGCUGGAGAUCGAGAGAGACAAGGCCAUCACAGACAAGGUCAUCCUCAUCCAGAAGGUGGUUCGGGGUUUCAAGGACAGAUCCAACUUCCUGAAGUUGAAGAAGUCGGCAGUGCUGAUCCAGAAGACGUGGAGAGGAUAUCAGUGCAGGAAGAACUAUGGAGCUAUGCGAGCUGGCUUUUCUCGUCUUCAAGCUCUGGUUCGUUCCAGGAAGUUGUGCGCAUCGUAUCACGUGGCCCGUCAGCGAAUCACAGCCUUCCAGGGUCGCUGUCGCGGCUUCUUGGUGCGUCGAGCAUUCAGGCACCGGCUGUGGGCCGUCAUCACCAUCCAGGCCUACACGAGAGGAAUGAUCGCUCGACGACUGUACAAGAGGCUGAAGGCAGAGUACCGGAGGAGGCUGGAGGCCGAGAAGAUGCGUCUGGCUGAAGAAACCAAACUGAGGAACCAGAUGUCUGCAAAGAGAGCGAAAGCUGAGGCUGAACGCAAACACCAGGAGCGUCUGGCUCAGCUCGCCAAAGAGGACGCUGAGAGGGAGAAGAAGGAGAAGGAGGAGGCUCGGAGGAAGAAGGAGAUGGUCGAGCAGAUGGAGAAGGCCCGCACGGAGCCUGUCAAUGACUCCGACAUGGUGGACAAGAUGUUCGGCUUCCUGGGGACCACCAGUUCUUUCCCGGGUCAGGAAGGGCAAGCCCCCGCUGGCUUUGAGGAUCUGGAGCGGACCCAUCACGAGCUGGAGGAGGAGGAUCUGGAUGAGGCUCUUCCUCUGCCUGAGGACGAUGAUGAAGAGGAUUUAUCAGAGUACAAGUUCGCCAAGUUUGCUGCCACCUACUUCCAGGGCACCACCACGCACACCUACGCCCGACGACCUCUCAAACAGCCGCUGCUCUUCCACGACGAUGAGGGGGACCAGCUGGCUGCUCUGGCGGUGUGGAUCACGGUGCUGAGGUUCAUGGGCGAUCUCCCGGAGCCAAAGUACCACACGGCCAUCAGCGACGGCAGCGAGAAGAUCCCCGUCAUGACCAAAAUCUACGAGACGCUGGGGAAAAAGACGUACAAGCGAGAGCUGCAGGCGCUGCAAGGGGAGGGAGAGACGCCUCACUCUGACAGCCACAAGAAGAACAGUGUCCGACACAAACUUGUGUCCCUCACCCUGAAGAAGAAAUCCAAGAUCACCGAGGAGGUCACCAAGCGCCUUAACGACGGUGAGUACGGUCUUCAUGGCAACAGCAUGCUGGAAGAUCGUCCCACAUCCAACCUGGAGAAACUUCACUUUAUCAUCGGCAACGGGAUCCUGAGGCCAGGACUCAGGGAUGAGAUCUACUGUCAGAUCUGUAAGCAGCUGAGUCAGAACCCGUCUAAGAGUUCUCACGCUCGCGGCUGGAUCCUCAUCUCUUUGUGUGUCGGCUGCUUCGCUCCAUCAGACAAAUUUGUGAAGUAUCUGAGGAACUUCAUCAGCUGCGGGCCUCCAGGCUACGCUCCAUACUGUGAAGAACGUCUAAGACGAACUUUUGUGAAUGGGACGCGAACGCAGCCUCCGUCCUGGCUGGAGCUGCAGGCCACCAAAUCAAAGAAGCCCAUCAUGUUGCCGGUGACGUUCAUGGAUGGCACGACCAAAACGCUGCUGACAGACUCGGCCACCACAGCAAAGGAGCUCUGCAGCGCCCUGUCCGACAAGAUCAACCUGCGAGACCGCUUUGGCUUCUCUCUGUACAUCGCGUUGUUUGACAAGGUCUCCUCUUUAGGCAGCGGGAGCGACCAUGUGAUGGACGCCGUGUCGCAGUGCGAGCAGUACGCCAAAGAGCAGGGAGCUCAGGAGAGGAACGCCCCCUGGCGGCUGUUCUUCAGGAAAGAAAUCUUUACCCCGUGGCACGAGCCAACAGAAGACCAGGUCGCCACCAACCUGAUCUACCAGCAAACCGUCAGGGGCGUCAAGUUUGGAGAAUACCGCUGUGACAGGGAUGACCUCGCAGAGCUGGCCUCUCAGCAGUAUUACAUUGACUACGGUUCAGAGAUCCUCCUGGAGCGCCUGCUGAGCCUCAUCCCGUCUUACAUCCCGGACAGAGAGAUCACCACCUCCAGAUCGGUGGAGAAGUGGGCUCACUUCAUCAUGGCUGCUCAUAAAAAGAGCAUCUACACCCAGAAGAGAUUUGACCCUCAGAAGGUGAAGGAGGAAGUGGUCGACUUUGCUCGCCACAAGUGGCCUCUGCUGUUCUCUCGUUUCUACGAAGCCUUCAAGUUUUCAGGUCCCAGUCUGCCUAAAAACGACCUCAUCGUCGCCGUCAACUGGACGGGAGUUUAUUUUGUAGAUGAGCAGGAACAGGUCCUCUUAGAGCUCUCCUUCCCAGAAAUCACUGCAGUUUCCAGCAGCAGGGGAGGAAAGCUGCAGGGUCAGAGUUUCACUUUAGCGACCAUCAAAGGAGACGAGUACACCUUCACCUCCAACAAUGCAGAGGACAUACGGGACCUGGUGGUGACCUUCCUGGAGGGUCUGAGGAAGAGGUCAAAGUUUGUGGUCGCUCUGCAGGACAACCCCAACCCCACUGGAGAGGAGUCGACGUUCCUGAGCUUCCGGAAAGGAGACCUGAUCCUGUUGGACCAGGAGACCGGCGAGCAGGUCCUCAACUCUGGCUGGGCACACGGUGUUAACGAACGAACCAAUCAGAAGGGAGACUUCCCAGCGGACUGCGUCUACGUCCUGCCCACCAUGACCCGACCUCAGCAGGACAUAGUGGCGCUGGUCACCAUGACGCCCGAGCAGCGUCAGGAGUCGGUUCGUGUUUCGCAGGUCGUCAUGGUGGAAACUGAUGACAGAACGAAACCCUACACGCUGGAGGAGUUCUCCUACGACUACUUCAGGCCUCCUCCCAAACACACCCUGAGCCGGGUGAUGGUCACGAAGAAUCGCGGGAAAGACAAGCUGUGGAGCUGCACCCGAGAGCCGCUGAAACAGCCGCUGCUGAAGAAGGUCGUCAGCCACGAGGAGCUGGCUCAGGACGCCUGCAUGUCUUUUAUAGCUAUCAUGAAGUACAUGGGCGACUACCCGUCCAAACGAACUCGCUCGGUGAACGAGCUGACGGACCAGAUCUUUGAAGGGGCGCUGAAGGCCGAACCACUGAAGGAUGAGAUCUACUGUCAGAUCAUCAAACAGCUCACAGACAAUCACGUCAAGUACAGUGAGGAGAAAGGCUGGGAGCUGCUGUGGUUGUGCACUGGGUUGUUUCCUCCCAGUAACGUGCUGUUGCCGCACAUCCAGCGCUACCUCCAGUCCAAGAAGCACCACCCGCUGUCUGGAGACUGCAUGCAGAGGGUGCACAAAGCGCUACGAAAUGGAUCCAGGAAGUACCCUCCUCAUUUGGUGGAAGUGGAGGCCAUCCAACAUAAAACGACCCAAAUCUUCCAUAAAGUCUACUUCCCCGACGACACAGACGAGGCCUUCGAGGUGGAGUCAAGCACCAAGGCGAAGGAUUUCUGUCAGAACAUUUCCACCAGACUGCUGCUCAAAUCUCCCGAAGGCUUCAGCCUCUUCGUCAAGAUCUCGGACAAGGUGAUCAGUGUACCUGAGGGAGAUUUCUUCUUUGACUUCGUCAGACAUUUAACGGACUGGAUCAAGAAAUCUCGGCCGGCUAAAGACGGAAUCGUUCCCUCUCUGACCUAUCAGGUGUUCUUCAUGAAGAAGCUGUGGACUAACACGGUUCCAGGGAAGGACUCCUUCGCUGACUCCAUCUUCCACUACUACCAGGAGCUGCCUAAAUACUUGCGUGGCUACCACAAAUGUUCACGAGAGGAGGUUUUCCAGCUCGCAGCGCUUAUCUAUCGCGUCAAGUUCGAAGAUGACAAAUCUCAUUUCCCCACAAUUCCCAAGAUGCUUCGGGAGCUGGUUCCCCAGGACCUCAUCCGCCAGAUGUCACCAGAUGACUGGAAGAGGUCUGUUGUUGCAUACUUCAACAAGCAGGCCGGGAAAUCGAGGGAAGAGGCCAAACUGAUGUUUCUGAAGGUCCUCUACAAAUGGCCGACCUUUGGCUCCGCCUUCUUUGAGGUUAAGCAAACCACAGAGCCCAACUACCCGGAGAUCCUGCUGAUCGCCAUCAACAAGCAUGGAGUCAGUCUCAUUGACCCCAAGUCAAAGGACAUCCUGACCACUCACCCCUUCACCAAGAUCUCCAACUGGAGCAGCGGGAACACCUAUUUCCACAUCACCAUCGGCAACCUGGUCAGAGGAAGCAAACUGCUGUGCGAGACAUCACUGGGCUACAAGAUGGAUGACCUGCUGACCUCCUACAUCAGCCAAAUGUUGACCACCAUGAACAAGCACCGGUCAGGGCGGGGCCACAGCAAGUGAACUUCUUACUGGCAGGAGGCCACUGAGCUCAUCCGCCUCUUACGUCCUAUUGGCCAGCACUGCAGCUGGGGGCGGACCUUUACCAGCCACCUUUGGAGGAUGAGCCGCAGUCCUUCUGCUAGCUCAGAAGGGUCAAAGUUCACCUGGGAGAGUUCGAAUGCUAGCGGCAGCAGCGACCCCGGCGAAGGCCCCAGCAACAAUUACCACUACAGCUAUGAUGAAGACGAGCCGUCCAGUGAGGAUGACUACCUCUGAACUGUCCUUUCUGACUGCGUCACCUUAAGACGCUGUCAUCGUCAGGUUUGAGCCUUAAGUACACACUGCAGUGACCCUGAACAUGACCCUGUAUUAGCACUUUAUGCUAACCUGACUUCUAAUUGAGCAUUUUUACAUAUUAGCAUAGCAACACGCUAAUGCGCCAGACUGCUGUAAGGGGAUAUUUGACUGUUAACAGGGUUUGUGCAGGUUUUAGAGAGCAUUAAUAAAGCCUCUUACUUUUGCCCGAUGUUUACGAUAUCACGUGUUUCAGAUGUCACACCUGUGGGGACCCCCUGCCUCAUUAUAAGCUCAUCAAAUCCAUCCAUUAAAGUUCACUUGUACAUGUUUAGGUCAAACUAAUGUCAAACUUUACAUGUUUUAAUACAUACACAGAUAAUAAAUUAUUUUAGGCCAUUUCUUGCUGAUUCCUUUUGUUUCUUCAGCACUUUCACAAAUAAUUUGAUGAACUCUGCAGACAUCUAAAUUACCCCAGAAGGAGUUAAAAUGCACAGAAACAUUCAGCUGAGACAUGAGGCUGAAGAGUCAGAACUCAUCAAACUGAGGCUGAUUUUAAAAAGUAGCUCAGACUGUAGAAAAAGAUUAUCUCAGAUCACAAAAACCAUCCAGCCUGAGAGCGUAAAAACAGCGUAGUCUUUUAAAGACGUAUAUUUUCUCAUCUCUCACUGAGUAAAUGUUUGUUCUUUGAAUUACUCGAUCCGUCCAUCUUAUCCAGAUGAUUAAAUAGCAGUCGUUUCAUAUUGCAGCAUUAACAGGAACUUACAUUUCAGUAAAUUUAACAUCAAUGAUUUUCAAACUGAUAUUAGACUGUAUAUUAAUUAUUAAUAAAAGGGCUAAAAAGGUCGUUAGCUUCAUGUGUGUAAAUUAGAGCCUUACAGCAGAUUUAGUGAUUUUUGUUUUUUGAGCAUCUUGAAAUACUCAAAGUCAAAAAGUUUACGGCUUUUCUUUGAUACAACACUUCCUGGAAGUCAAGGUCAGACACAUUUGAGAUUUUAUGUUCAUGUGUACCGUCUGCUCUUAUUGGGUUCCAGUUCAUUUGUUUUUAGUAGUUCUUUCCCUGACCUUAGGUCCAAACUGAGAGGAGGCCAGAGGGGUGUACUACGAUGGCUUAGUGGGCCAUGUCGAGCUUAAAGUCAGAGUUUCCUCUGUCAUGAAAGUGGCUCUGUUUAACUGGCACAAUAACCUGGUCAGGAGCAGGUUUUGUGCUCAGAGUUAAGUCACUGACUCAUAUUUACAUCAUGCUUUAAGUGCAAUAUGAAUCCUCUGCUGUGGGAAUACGUUUGAUAUGCAACUUGUUAAGCUGCACUUUACUACCAUGACAAACUUACAGCAGCAUAAACUCUGCAUGGCAUUGACAUGUGAAUCUGCAUGUACUCAGCUGGUAAUGCAGGAAAUGUUUUUAUAAGUGCUCCUCAUUUACAGUUUAGUCUGCUUUACACUGCUGCAAUUGCAGCAUCUAGAACCCAGAACACACACUAAGAUUAUUCAAGUAUUUCACUGUUUAAAUGUGUCCAGUUUAAGGUUUCGGAGCUCUGAUGUGCAGCCGUCAGGUUAGAAAUAAUCAGCAGCGCAGAGUGCGCGCUUGGCUUGAAUAAAAAUAUUCAAAUUUGUACCACUAUUUUUAUCAUCUGUGACUUUAAAGUAGGUGUCACUCACGGGGAUCAUUUUCUGUGGAUAAAGUCACAUGACUUGACUUUGGUUUCAGGUUUUUCUUUGUCCAGCUGACACAAAGAAAACCUGGCUGUGGUGAACGUCCUUCGUAGCACAGCUCUGAGCUUAUUUAAAACUUUUCUGUUGUUUUUGUGACACUAAAUUGACCUGUAACAUGUUUUUAAUCUUUAGGUUAAUGACUUCAGUGUGUCACAGUUUAAUACAGGGGAUUAUUUUAAUACUCAUGGUUUAUGUUUACACUUUUUAUUUCUUUACAACUGUUCAGUUUUACAUUUUUGCCUGUAUUGCGUCAUUUCUGUGAGAGCUGCUGCUUCUUCCUGUAUGAGGCUUUUACAUUCUAGUUUGUAAAAAUGUUCUCAAAUGUCACUUGUUAGCUGGUUCCGGGGUUUUCAGCUGAAUCUCAGUUUUCCUAAUAUGGAUGAGUUCUAUCUUUUGAACUGGAAUUGACCUAAUCAGGAUCAAAGCCAAUACUGUCCUGAUGAGUAAUGUGGACCCUGAGUUAAAACAAACUACCAUCAGUCACGUCACUUUUUCCUGCCUUUAAAACAGGCUUGGUCAACUCCAGUCCUCGAGGGCCGGUGUCCUGCAGGUUUUAGAUCUCACUCUGGGUCUACACACCUGAAACAAAUGAUUAAUUCAUUACCAGGCCUCUGGAGAACUGCAAGACAUGUCGAGAAGGUAAUUUAACUAUUUAAAUCGGGUGUAUUGAAUCAAGGACACAUCUAAAACCUGCAGGCCACUGGCCCUUGAGACCUAGAGUUCCUCCGCCCCUGCUUUAAAGUAAACUUUGCCUACCUACUUGUGUAGGUCUUUAAAUCUUUAUUAUCCAGCGAAUGAGAAAUUUGGAUGUUACGUAGCCCUUAUAGCAAGGGGGAUAUAAAAAUAUAGAAGGAAGACACAAAGUAAAUGUCCUCUCCUGCUAAGACAUGCUGUUAAAAACGCUGAUAUUUUCACUGUUACAUAAAUCUUAAAUACACACUUUGACCUGUAAAGGUCGCCAUUACUCUGGUUAUACGCCACGGCAAUCAUCAUCAUUUUUUAUGUUUACGAGGUACAAAGAAAAACCACACUUGCUGAUUUCUGUUGGAACUCCCAGUUAAAGUAAAAUAAGAGUACAUUUGGAAAUUGCAAACUAUGGAUAUUAAGUUCGAGUUCCCUUUUAAUAAUAUUAAAGGUUUUAGAUGCAAAAUCCAUUUAGACCUGUACUCAGGUUAAAUUGUACUUGAAUACCUAAGUAUUAGCAAAUCAUUACUGAGUAACUAUAGAUUAGCUCAUGAAAGUCCUAUUAAUGAGAACAACUAAUGAAUUUAACAGAAGCAAACGCGUAGCUCCAUAUCAAGGCUGAGCUCCUGGAAAUGUACAGCGACUCAGCAUCUGUACCUGCAAGAACAGUGAACAGUGAAACUAAGUCAGAUAUCAAUUAAAAAUACUACAAUAAAGGUCUCACGGUUCAGUUUUUGACUUUCGUUUGUGUAAUAAAUUUAUGUCGAAGCUGCUGGUGUCUCAGACUUGAGUGUCCGGUGGCGUCGGUCUGGUGGUGCAGGGGCUCGGUGUGAGUUGUUAGGUUUGAUAUUUGAACCUAAACUAUGAUCCACUAAAUCUAACUGAACAGAAGGUAAAGGUAAUAAAAAUGAUCUGCAUGUUUAUCAUAAAGUUGCAACAAACCUAUCCACAAUCAGUAAACACUGUUGAUAGUUAAUUAACCUUUUUAUAGUUAUUUGCUCUGAAUUUACAAUUUAUUAAGGUUUACAUGAUAAUUGUGUUUUUGUUGUGUUUGAAAUUCCAGCCUGGUUCCUUUUUUAAACCUCAUUACGUCGACCUGUUGAACCCUUCAUUCUUCUGGUAACCAGCUCUGGGCUUUUGUCUGUAUAAUAAACUGGUGUUUGUAACUGUGCCAAUCAGCCCAUUUGAUACAUUCACGUUUGAAGUUUUUGCCUUUUGUGUUUCUGUUUUCAGAGUAUUAGUCUGUGUUUUGACUGAUUGUGUAACUCAUCAUCCUGACUUCCUGUAGUGUUUCUGUAACGUGUGCUCUCACUUUUGUACAAAGCACUCAGUAAAUCUGGAUUCAACUUAAUUAAUUUCACUACUGUAAUAUUCAAAACAAGUAUGAUCAGUCAAACGUCUGAAAUACUAAAAGAUUAAAAUGUCUUACUAAAGUUGGA